Molecule: messenger RNA, 6655 nt
Organism: Morone saxatilis (striped sea-bass)
Lineage: Eukaryota; Metazoa; Chordata; Actinopteri; Moronidae
Gene: col17a1b
Product: collagen, type XVII, alpha 1b
Exons: 55
Coding region: 150-5729 (1859 amino acids)
Source: RefSeq, a predicted model, not a curated record
UUUAAGAACCCCCCCCCCCCCCCCUCUACAGCACGACGCGUCAACUUCAUAUAAACACUUUAUUCCCCCUGUGGAUCAGUCGGUCCAUCUCGAGAGGAGGAAUCCGGAUUUGAUUGAUUGUUGUUCGAGCUGGCUGAAGAUAAGAUGGGAUGGACGAGUUAACAAGACAGAUGGACUUCCUCUCAGGAGACUUGUCAGAAGAAAAGGUUGUGACAGAAACUGUAUCCUCCACAACCAGACUGACUUCUCUACCACCAAAGGGAACCAGCGGAUCAAAUCACAGGAAUAUGUCCAGCGGUGCUGGAGGGCUGGGCUUGGAGAAGAAUGUCUUAACCCAGAACAGCAGUGGAACUUAUUUCUCCUCAUCCUCUGUAGGUGUGAACACCAGCAGCUACAGCUCCUCCUCAGGAGUUUACCUCGGAGGAGACUCCUCGGGAGGAGGCGAUGGAGGGGGGUGCUACAUAGACGGUGAGGGGUACGGAAGUGGAAGCGGCGGAGGAGGCGGCGGUGGAGGAGGAGGUGGAGGCGGAGGAGGAGGUGGCAGAGGUGGCAGCAGCUAUCUUGUGAGCUCGGUGUCAAAGGUCAGGUCCAGCUCCUCGGGUGGUGCACGGAGAGCGCAGACUGCUGGCUCAUCAGGAGGCCUGUCGCCAGGUUUCCGCGAGAGGAAGAUCAUAUCCAGCCGCUCAGGAGGUUAUGAUGGAAGUUCCAGUGCUAAUUCCUCUCCAGAAUUUACACGCAAAGAUUAUGGAGUCUAUUGCUCCAGCGCCACAAGAGGGAGGAGCGAAAGCAGAGAGAGCGAGAUCAGAGCCAGAUUACAAAGUGCCUCUCCCACCGCCUGCAGAUGGACGGAGCUGGAUGACGUGAAGAAGCUGCUGAAGGGACGCUCUUGCAGCGUCAGCCCCACUCGCUCCUCCAGUGCUUCCAUAACCCUGCCAGUUCCUAAAAAGGCCAGUGUGGAAACCAAGACCAUCUCUGUGGCCUCUCAGUCAGUUCAGACUUCAUUUGGCUCUGGUGUGCGAUCAGGUGCCUUCCACACCAUUGAUACACUGGGCCUGUAUGAUAACGGUCUGACAUCUGGGCAGUUUGACACUGGUGUAAAAUCAAGCCAGUAUGAUGUCACUCUGAAAUCAGGCCAAUAUGAUACUGGUGUGAAAUCGGGCGGGUAUGAUGUUAGUCUGAAGUCAGGACAGUAUGAUACUGGUGUAAAAUCAGGCCAGUAUGAUACUGGUGUGAAGUCAGGAGGGUAUGACAUGAGUUUGAAAUCAGGGCAAUACGAUACUGGUGUCAGAUUGGGCCAUUAUGAUACUGGUGUGAAGUCAGGACAAUAUGACAUGAGUUUGAAAUCAGGGCAGUAUGACAGCAGUGUGAGAUCAGGCCAGUAUGAUACUAUGAGAUCAGGCCAGUAUGACACUCUGGACGCUACACUUCCAUCUUUCUCUUGGUCCACCUCCACGCUGCCCUCCUCCUCCGCCACCGUGGUCGCUGGCAACACCAGCAGCUACACAUACCAGGCCAGCACCAACAACAUGCCGGGAGGAGGAUCCUCACCAGUUGGCCUCACCUCCCCCUCGUCCCUGUCAGUUUACGGCUUUCAGAAUAAUCUGGCCCCCACUUCGAGCAGUGUGCUCACCACCAGUGGAGCCAACGUAAACGCUAACGUAGGAGGUUACGGCGUACAGAAGAACCUGUCGAAUGGUGGUGGUGUCGUCAGCACUGGAAUCUCUACAACCACUAGAUCCCAAACUGAUGACACAUACAAGAAAAGGUUCCUGAUCUCAGAAAAGGAGAACGUUUCAGCCAAGAGAGACACGGAGACGCUCAUUUUGGCUAAAGACAGCGGGAAGCAGUUCACCAGCAGCAGCAGCGGUCACAUAGGAGGAGGCUCGUUAUCGGGAGAUUCGAUAAAGAAAGAGAAGCUUAUUUCAAGCUACAGUGAGACAAUGCCACUGAAGAUGGAGACAGGCAACUCUUACUACGGAUCAUCUGGAGUUGUGAUGAAAGACAAAGCCACCUAUGCAGAGAUUCACAGGGACAGCGGCAUCUUCGGAGGGGGAGGAGGGUUUUGCUGCUGCUCCGACUCCUGUUGCUCCUGGUGGAAAUGGCUGCUCGGUCUUCUCCUCCUCUCCCUGCUCCUGCUGGGUCUCCUGUUUGGGCUCAUCGCACUGGCUGAGGAUGUGAGAAAGCUGAAGAAUCGAGUGGCUACCCUGGAGGCCGAGUCCUCGGUCGCCAAUGCUCAUACCAGUCGGCUGUCAGGUUCUUCCAAUGACAUCACCUAUUUGGGCAGUGGAGGUACCGGCCACACCGACAACACGCUACAUGUGGCCGCUGGAGGAGGAGGGGGAGGAGGCACAAGCUCCAAAACACGAAUCGGGAUUGCUGCUGGUGCCGGCGGUACCAAUGGCAAUGGAAUUGAUCUCGGUACUGCAGGUGGUGCCAGCGGGGCCAGCGGGGCCAGUGGGGCCAGCACCAGCACCAGUUUUAGUGGCAGUGCUGGCGGCUCUGGUACCAGUUUAGGUGGCAGUGCUGGCAGCAUUGGUUCCAGUUCCGGUGGCAGUGCUGGUGGCACUGGUACCAGUUUAGGUGGCAGUGCUGGCGGCACUGGUACCAGUUUUAGUGGCAGUGCUGGCGGCACUGGUACCAGUUUUAGUGGCAGUGCUGGCAGCACUGGUUCCAGUUCCAGUGGCAGUGCUGGCAGUACCAGCUUCAGUGGUACUGGCCUCGGGACCGGCGUGAGUGGAGGACACAUGGACGCUGCUUAUAUUCAGACGAUGGUUCAGAACAUGUUAAGAACUGAGAUGCAUUCACAAACAUUCAGAGCUUUUGUAGCAUCCUCAGCACAGGGGGAGAGAGGACUGCCUGGACCUAGAGGGGACCCUGGAGCUAAAGGAGAUGCUGGUUUCCCUGGACUUCCAGGUGCUCCGGGUUCGAUGGGACAUACAGGCCCUGAGGGUCCUAAAGGACAGAAAGGAAGUCAAGGUGAUCACGGACUGGAUGGGCAACCCGGUAUCAGGGGUCGCGAGGGUCCUGCUGGCCCCAGAGGUGAGCCAGGACAUUCAGGCGUUGGACCAAAAGGUGACAAAGGUGCUCCUGGAGAUCCUGGGGUUCCCGGGCCUGUGGGAUCUGCUGGACCAAAAGGUGAACAUGGAGCUCCUGGGCUUUCUGGGCCACCAGGUCAACCAGGUCCUCAGGGUUUCCGUGGCGAGGCAGGGCUACCUGGGUCUAAAGGUGACAGAGGGCUAGCUGGAUUCCAAGGACUUAAAGGUGAAGCUGGGGACAAAGGUCUCAGAGGUCUACCAGGUGAUACUGGUUUACCAGGUCUGCCAGGGCCAGCUGGAGAGAAAGGAAUCAAAGGGUCAAUGGGGAUUGCUGGAGCUGAUGGUCAGAAAGGAUCAAGAGGUGACCACGGACCUGCUGGGCCUCCUGGCCUCAGAGGUCCUUCUGGGCCUCCUGGAGAUGCUGGACUUCCAGGAACACCUGGGCUUCAAGGACCACCAGGGAUACCAGGGAAUCCAGGACGACCUGGUGCCAAAGGUGAAACAGGAGCAGCAGGAAGAAUCAUCAAUGCAGCUGGCGCAUCUUCUGUUGGCAUCCCAGGACCACCUGGACCUGCUGGUCCUCCCGGCCCUGCAGGACCUCCAGGAUUAUCAGGUCCCAUUGGCCCUGCUGGUCUGCCUGGCCAACCUGGUCCUAAAGGUGACAGGGGAUAUAAGGGAGAUCAGGGAGAACAAGGAAUAAUAGUGAAAACGUCUGAAAGCACAACCAGAGGGGAGUUCAGUUCUGCACAACCUGGCCCACCCGGCCCACCGGGUCCUCCUGGACGUCCAGGAGAUUCAAGACAAGGACCUCCAGGACCACCUGGACCUCCAGGUCAGCCAGGUUAUGGAAGACCAGGACCUAAAGGAGAUCGGGGAGAACCAGGCUUUGCAUCCAGCUCUGGCUCUGGAACGUUUUACACCGGACCACCAGGACCGCCAGGACCAGCUGGGCCUACCGGGCCUAAAGGAUCAACAGGUUCUCCUGGACCAAGAGGAUACCAAGGUGAACCAGGCCAGCCAGGAAGACCAGGGAGCUCUGAGAGAGUGUCGACUUAUUCUGGUGGACACGGGAUCCCUGGUCCUCCUGGUCCACCAGGGCCUCCUGGACUUCCAGGACCGCAAGGAUUCAAAGGGGACCCUGGAGUUCCAGGUAUUUCUGGCCAUUCAAGAGGUGCCAUCACGGUCACCGCAGGCCCUCCUGGUCCCCCAGGUCCUCCUGGCCCUCCAGGUCAACCGGGCUCCUUCGGCUCUUCUAGUGAGAUGCACCAGUACAUCACCAGCUAUCUAAGCAGAAGCAGACUGGCAGGAACCCCCGGACCUCCAGGUCCACCUGGACCUCCAGGAAUUCCUGGAACCUUCUCAGGCUCUAUGGACGACAUCGCCACUCGAAUCAUUGCAUACAUACAACGUUCGGGCUCAGGCCUCAGCAUUGGCGUUCAGGGUCCCCCAGGACCACCUGGUCCUCCUGGACCUGGCUCUGGAUCCCUGACAGUCAAUGCUCUCAUUGCCAUGCUUCAGAGAGACGAUGUGAGGAGAUAUUUGUCAGGACCACCAGGUCCACAAGGACCACCAGGACCACCAGGGACAUCAGUAGGAGUUUCAGGCAGUUAUGGCAUAGAGGACGUAGCCAGAUAUGUCAUAUCAUAUAUCAAAAAUGAUGGAGGGUUUGCUAGAGGUCCACCUGGGCUACCCGGUCCUCCUGGGCCUCCUGGUAUAGGUGGCUCUGGUGUCAGCCACGCUGUGAUUGACUAUUCUGCACUGAUUAGACAACCAGAAUUCCAGUUAUGGUUUAAGUCUGCCAUACCACAUGGUCCUCCUGGUCCUGCCGGAACCCAAGGGCCUCCUGGUCCUCAGGGCCCUCAGGGGCCACCAGGUGUCUCCUCGGCCACUGUGUAUGGGGCGGGAAGUCGUGGCUACAGCUUGGAGGAGAUUCAGCGUUACCUGCAGGAUUCUAGGUUCAGAGGUCUUCCUGGCCCUCCUGGCCCUCCUGGUCCACAGGGUCCACCAGGCAGUUACACUGGAACAGUUUCAUACAGCGGAAACUUCCCUCGGGAGAGCAUCCGCUCGGAAAUUCAGGCGUAUCUGACCAGUGACAGUGUUCGUCAUGCCAUCAUCGGACCUCCAGGGCCUCAAGGACCAAGGGGUCAGAAAGGAGAGCGCGGAGAGCCGGGUUACGUUCAGGGCUACUCGCAGAGCCAGAGCUACUCUCAGGGCAACAGUCGCCACGGCUCCGGGCUGUCAGAUGCCAAUGUCAGGACGCUCGUUGACACGAUGGACUACUCCAACGUUGCCAUGAAAGUUACUGAUUACAUCAAGAAUCAAGGCCUGCUGCAGGAGUAUCUGGUUGAGGGUCCUCGUAGGACGAACGUUAGAGCGAUUCAAGGCCCCCCUGGUCCACCUGGCCCUCCCGGACCAGUUGGUCAAAGCCGCGUCAUCGGUGCCUACGGCAAUGUCACAGCUGACCUCAUGGAAUUCUUCAGAACCUAUGGCACCAUCCCCGGCCCUCCAGGAGGCCCCGGACCACAGGGAGACAGAGGGUACCCAGGACCCAAAGGAGACAAGGGUGAUCCAGGACCCCAGGGUUUACCGGGGGCAUACACUAUCCAAAUUCCACACAGACUGCAGAAGAGGGAUGCAGGAAAUAAAGUGGUCAGUCGUCACAAGAGGCAUCGCCGUCAGGCCAACGCUGGCUGAAGGGCUAACAUACUACUGGAUCACGUCAGAUUUCAUUUUUACUCGUCUUUUUUUAGGUUCAUCUGUAGUCAAAAUGCUCUUUAUUCUUGCCAUUUGUAGAAAAGUCAAGAGGACAAAUUUGAGAAAAUAAAAGCGGCCAAAAAACGCAUCAGUCUCUUUAAAAUGGCUUCAGUAGAGUUAUGGAUUUAACUGCUGGUCAGUGUUUUUCUAACACAGACUUCAUUUUUUGACAUGUGGGUGUAAAAUGUUUACUUCGCUUAGUUAGAAGCUUGCAUUCAAACUUUUUCCAGGGGCAGCUUUGUUUAAGAGAAUAUCUAUUUUUAAGCAAUAAGUAGCUAAAGUUUUAAUUGCACUUUGCAUCUUUUUUUCCCACUGCUUGUGUAACUUGAGUGUCUGGUGUACUGUUUUUUUUGUAUUCAUUGUCUUUUGAGGAUUAUACUGUAUUGAGGACUAUAGGAGUGUUAAAUGUGUCAUUUAUGUUUCUUAAAAGGCUACAAUAUUGUCAGAUUAUCCACGUAAAUCAAGCCAAACUCCAGCCCUUAAAGACUGGCAGUUAUCCAUUCACCCCACACAAAUUACAGAACAAUUUACAUUUUAUAAAGCAAUGCAUCGUUAUCUGAACCUGACACAGUCCCGGUCAGAGGGGGGCGAGGGUUCACAGUAAAUGUUGUUGCAGUCAGGACUGGUGAUUUACUUGAAAGGUUUGUUGGUAAAAUAAUGGUUGAAAGACAGGGACUCAGAUAAUCACUAACAAAUGACUGAUUGGAUUGUAUAUUUUUGUAUAAGAAUUGAUAUAUUUUCUUUAUACCUUUAAGUGUUGGAAAGAUUAAAUUAUAAAAUGUUCCCAGGUUAUGUCUUUACAUGAUUGAACUUAUUGACAUUUGAUCAAUAUAUUUGAAAGACACACAAAUAAAUCUAUUUUUGGA